This is a messenger RNA of Fopius arisanus, 768 nucleotides long. RefSeq names its product bolA-like protein DDB_G0274169. Bases 170 to 553 code for a protein of 127 amino acids. The transcript is spliced from 4 exons. The record is from RefSeq and is a predicted model, not a curated record. NCBI's taxonomy places the organism in Eukaryota, Metazoa, Arthropoda, Insecta, Hymenoptera, Braconidae. Gene Ontology annotation, cellular component: mitochondrion.
UCCUAGUAUAAAAUCUUGGGGAUUCCAGAGAUUCUAGGGAAAAAAAAAUAACCAAAAGUGGACAAGACUGGAUCUUAACUAAAAAGGAGGGACAGGAAAUCGAGGGAACAGGAUAAAAUAAAAUUUCUGGAGUCACCGUCUAUGAAUAUAUUUCCUCAACCAUAAAUCAAUGAAUAAACUCUUAUCUCGUUACUUCCCCGUGAUUCUGAGAACAGUAACAAAGAUGACUGGUGUUGAUAAGCCCGUCGAGAAUUCCAUCAAAGUGAAACUAGAAAACGGCUUGAAGCCAUCUUUUUUGGAAAUUUUCAAUGAAUCUUAUAUGCACAACGUGCCUGAGGGUUCGGAGACACAUUUCAAGGUCGUCGUGGUCUCAGAACAGUUCACCGAUCAACCCCCAAUAAAAAGACAUCGAAUGGUGAACGAACUGCUUCAGCACGAAUUGAAGAAUGGAGUUCAUGCACUAUCAAUUGUAGCGAAAACACCAGGUCAGUGGGAACAGAGCAGUCAGACUGUAUCCCCAAGUCCAAAAUGCAGAGGAGGAUUUGGGAAAUAGACAAUAAUUUUUAGUAAACAAUUACAAACUCCAUAGAUCAUGUUUCAUAAUCCACAUCAAUACGAUUGCAAAAUCUACCAGAAUUGCGAAUACAAUUAUCAUUCAAAAUGAUUGAUGUAAGACCAAUUGUAAUAACUUUUUACGGUGGCAUUGAUUUCCAAUUAAUGCAAAACUCAUAGAAAAAUCGAAAUAAAAAUUUUCAUUAAUGUCAUAAA